Molecule: messenger RNA, 465 nt
Organism: Mesorhabditis spiculigera
Lineage: Eukaryota; Metazoa; Nematoda; Chromadorea; Rhabditida; Rhabditidae
Source: the annotation of a GenBank genome assembly
AUGGACUUCCUCGUCCUCCCAGCCGCGAUCCAGCAUCGCAUUAUCCAGUUUCUCGACGAAAAGGAGCUGCUCAAUUUCGCGCAAACCAGCAAGCAAAUUUGGCAAAUUGCCGAGUGCACCCCCGGAAAAUAUUGGGAAGGCACUUUGAUGUACCAAGAUGGCGAAUACCACACGUACCACAAAUCCAUGUCCCGCGCGACGCUCCAGAUGAGCGAACCGACCUUCCGGAUGCUUUUCGGAAAUUCCACCGUGUUGUGGCUAUUUUUGCUCCGCGCCGAUGGGCCAUAUUUCGAAAUCAAGGCCCGGCAGAUUAAACUGAUGUUCCCAGCCGAGACUCUACUUGGAAUAUUAAUCAGACAUCGCCCGGCUCGGAGCAAGUAUGAACUCGUUGAUCUCACGCUCAUGCCGCCGAAUCCUUGGGUUAUCGAUUGGCUCAACGAAUUUGCGGAACAGGUCCGAUGCGGG